Messenger RNA from Schistosoma curassoni, 3543 nucleotides. The record is from the annotation of a GenBank genome assembly. Lineage: Eukaryota; Metazoa; Platyhelminthes; Trematoda; Strigeidida; Schistosomatidae.
AUGGUCCUGAAGCCUUAUGAUAAAAGUGAAAUCGAUAAUGAACGAUUAUUAUCAGUUGCGUCCUGUAUAAUUAGAGAUCGUCUUUAUUUCCUAUCUUGCAAAACUCCACCAAGAAGUAAUUCUUCCAUUCACUUCUUUUCCAUUGAUGAAGAAUUAUGCUAUGAAAAUUUUUAUGCAGAUUUCGGUCCACUGAGUCUUGGUCAACUAUACAAAUACUGUAAUAAACUGAACAAAAAGCUCAAGUCUGGUAGCUUAAAAGAAAAGAAAAUUGCACACUUUACAUCACAUGACUCACGUAAACGAGCGAAUGCUGCAUUUCUCAUUGGAAGUUAUCAGAUCAUAUAUUUGGGACGCACACCAGAAGAAGCGUAUAAAAAUUUAACUUUAAAUGAUAAUCGACCAUUUCUCCCUUUUCGAGAUGCCUCUUUUGGUGCAUCUACUUAUCACUUAACAUUGUUGGAUUGUUUAUUUGCUGUCAAUAAAGCUUUACUUAAUAAAUUUCUCGACUUUGAUACGUUUGAUUUGCAAGAAUAUGAACAUUUUGAGAAAGUAGAAAAUGGUGAUCUCUCUUGGAUAAUACCGAAUAAAUUCCUUGCGUUUUGUGGACCACAUUCACAAACGAAGAUAGAAAAUGGUUAUCCUCUACAUUCACCAGAAGCUUACUUUCCAUAUUUCCGUAAAAGAAAUGUAACCACUAUAAUUAGGUUGAAUAAAAAAGUUUACGAUGCUAAACGUUUCACCAAUGCUGGCUUCGCUCAUUAUGAUUUAUUUUUUACUGAUGGGAGUUGUCCAUCUGAUCAUAUAAUGAAUCGAUUUUUAGAAAUAUGCGAAAAUGUUACGGGAGCAAUUGCUGUACAUUGUAAAGCUGGUUUAGGUCGUACUGGUACACUGAUUGGAUGUUAUUUAAUGAAACAUUAUAAACUUACUUCACGUGAAGUGAUAGGUUGGAUUCGUAUCUGUCGUCCUGGUUCGAUUAUUGGACCACAACAACAUUGGUUAGAUUUAAAACAACCAAUUUGUUGGCAAUUUGGUGAAAUUUACAGAGAAAAUCAGCGUCAAUUAACAACAACACAUUUAGCAGAAUCAUCCAUGAGUAGUGAUGAAGAUUUCAACGUAGCAGAAACAGUAAAAUUACAAAAUACUGUAAAGAAAAAUGAUUUAUUAACGUAUAGAUCUUCAGAAAAUGGAUUAUUAGUUAAGAAUGGUAGAAUCUGUAAAUCUGUUACUCCAGUACCAUUGGUUAGGUCAAAUUAUAAUUCAAAUGAUCUUGCCAUUAAAAAUGUUUGCACUAUUCCACCUAUUUUAUCUCCCGAAAUUUUGUUUUCAAACAGUCUUGUUCAAAACCAACAUAAAAGAUGUUUGAGUAAUAAUAAUAAUAAUAUGAAUAUGAAUAAAAACGUCAAAUCGAAUAUCGGCAAUGCAAGAAAAACAACAACAAUAACAACCACUACUACUAAUAACAUUAAUAAUAAUAGUAUCUGUUCUCUUGGAAUUAGUACUGAUAAUACUGGCAGUAGUAAUGAUAGUAAUAAUGAUAAUAGUGGUAUUAGUGAUAGUAAUAGUAACAGUAUUAGUAUUAGUAGUAAUAGUAGUAGUAGUGCAUCUAUCACCGAGACUCUCACUAAUUCUCCACGAUGUUACAAUAUAACUGUUAAAAAUAUUAAUUUAUCACAAUUAUCUAAUGACCAAUCAAAAAAUGCAUCAAAAUUAAAAAACAAUAAAUCUUUAUCAAAAACCAAUUCAGAUAUUUCAUCGAAAUGUUUUGAUCGCGAAGUGAUUAUUAAUCCAAACUUAAUUAAUGUACAAAAAUCAAAGAAAUUAUCUAAAUUAAAUUCAAAAUCACGUAUUAGUCAAGGUGAUCAGUUGAAUAGAAUAAAAGCAAUGAGACGUCCAAUGCAACAGCGUGUAUCAGAUUCCCAAAAACGCAGUAAUAUAAAAUUAACAAACAGUAAUAGUAAUUUGAAUCGUACCUUCAAUCGUGCGGCAAGUACUCCAACUGAUAUACAUGAUUUGGAUCGUGGUUCUGUUUCAUGUACAUCAUCCAUGACAAAUAUUCAAGAUCAAUUGCCUGGAUCUACAUUAACCUAUUCAUCUAGUCCUGACAACUUUAAUAAUACUAAUUCGUUAUGCUCAAACACUAAGAAUAAAAAAAGUGGAAAUAUGUCUCCUAUAUAUUCGGGUAAUAAUGAUUCAAGAACUCAACCUGAUACCUACACAAAGUGUACUCCAUCUACUAUUGUAUCUCCAACUGUUCCACCACGUUUUUCUCGAUAUUCAACUCGUCAGUCGUCAAAUCGUAACAACAGUGGUUCAAUCACAGUUAAAGUACGCAAUAGAAUCGGAGUGAAACGUACUAAACCGACUACUGAUGAUAAUAAUAUUAAUAACAAUCUAACUAUUACUAAAAAUAACGUUGAUAAAGAGAAGUUGAUUGGUAAUUCAGUUCCAUUAACUAACCGAUCAGUUGCAUCACCAUCAAUGAAAACAACAACUACAAUUAUCACAAGCGAUACUUCAGUACCAAUGACAAUGGAUCAUACAUCAGUACCAAUAAAACGUACAUCAUCAACAAUAAGAAAAUCUCUUGAUUUAGGUAAUAUAGUCCCAUUUGCUACCUCUGUUGAUAUCAAACACAAUAACUGUAAUAAUGCAAAAUGUAUUUAUGGUCAUCACAAUAGUAAUUUGACUAAUAUUCCUGUAUAUGACAAUGUUGUACAAAGUGAAUUAGAUCCAUUAAACAAUACGAAUUAUUCUCCAAUGUCUACCAAUAAUCGAUAUAGUUUUAGUGAUGUUUUAAAUCCAGUUACACUGAAUUAUAUAGAUAAUUUUAAUGUCAAUAAUAAUAAUAAUAAGAGUCAUGGUUCAAUAAAAACCCCGACAUAUAAUCUUAGACAAAGUGUCCGCCAAGAACAACAGCAACAACAAAGACAUCACUUAUGCAAACAAACAUCUUCCACCACUAGUGAUUAUUUCACUGAAACAAAUCAUAUUCAUUCACCUGUCGAUACUUCUUCCAGUCGUCAUUCUACAAAAUGUCCAGGAACAAAAACAAUCCGAUUACCUGUGACGACAUCGUACUCUCAAGAUCCUUUAUUCAUCCGAAAUAAUCAGUCAUCAACAGCCACAACAAUCAAACCAUCAUCACCAACAGUUACAUAUUCAAUUAAUAAAACUGCCAGAGAACCAUAUUUUACUAGAUCUGUUCGUGCUCGAGCACUACAUACUUCCAUGACAGAUUUAUCUGAUAUGUUAAUUGGAUCACAGUUAUCUGAUUAUUCAAAUAAUAGUAGUAGUAGCAGUAGCAGUAUGACUUAUGAUUCUUUACCAUCAACUAGUCAAAAUUCCAAUACAUCAGUUAAUCUUUACACCAGUCCAUCACCAUCAUCAUUUUUUAGUGAACUGUCAGCGUCAAAUAACACUCAAACUCCUUUGUCAUUUGCUUCACUUCCAAUAAGAUUUCAUUUUCGUCAUCCGAAUGUAACAAAGAAUAAUGAUCAAAAUCAUAUUAAUAUUAUAAAAUGUAAACGUAUCCGUGUGAGUUAG